Messenger RNA from Lotus japonicus, 822 nucleotides. RefSeq lists its product as uncharacterized. The record is from RefSeq and is a predicted model, not a curated record. The transcript is spliced from 2 exons. Bases 1 to 822 code for a protein of 273 amino acids. Lineage: Eukaryota; Viridiplantae; Streptophyta; Magnoliopsida; Fabales; Fabaceae. Gene Ontology annotation, molecular function: RNA-DNA hybrid ribonuclease activity; nucleic acid binding.
AUGGGAAUCUUACCAGUUCGAGCGGAGUUGAGGAAGCGCGGUAUUGAGAUGGAUACGAGUUGUCCUUUCUGCAUGGAGGAGGAGGAAACAUGGUUUGCCACUUCUUUGAGCAUGAGAUUCUCUCAUGGUGAUGCACCAGCUCUCUAUAUUCAGCAGAUUUUGGACAGCGAUGAUUCAGAGGUAAUCGGCAUGAGUUUCACUUUCAUUUAUGCAAUCUGGGAGCAACGUAACAGUGUAAUUCACAAGGGGUUGCCGGCCAGCUUCAAGGUGGUCCUUCAGCGGUUAGCAGCGCUGCGGUGUCCGGACAACAGUGAUUUGGUAGCAUCUCCGACAGCCCGUGUGGAAAACGUGAGUACGUCAUGGCGGAGACCGCGUGGAGGCACAAUAAAACUUAAUUUUGAUGCUUCAUGGACAGCGGAUACAGGUGCUGGUUUUGGCAUGAUCACACAGAAUUUCAACGGCGAGGUCAUGGCAGUUGCUGCUUUUGGUCGAGUGGAGGCUCCGUCUGCUCUCGUGGCUGAAGUUUUAGCAUUUCGGUGGUGUAUGUUAUUGGCAAGGGACCUUGGCUUCUUCCGAGUGGUUCUAGAAACGGAUUGCAAGCACUUAUUUGAGACUUGGAAGAAGAAUAAGCCGAGGUCAUCUUAUUUAUUUUCUAUUUUGAAUAAUUGUCGAGAGAAACGGUCUCUUUAUUUUCUUGUUUUGAUUUAUCCUUUGUGCGCCGUUCUGGCAAUUGUGUGGCUGAUUAUCUGGCAAAAAACACCUCAAAAUUUUCCAAUGUUGUUUGGAUUGAGGAGGUUCCGCCAGAAUUGGACCCUUUGGUAA